CAGAGUUCCGCAAGAUGUAAACAACAUAGUGAUUUGUAAACAAUAACGUCGCCCGCGGAUCUGUAAACCAGCUAGCUUGAUCAUGUUUUUUUUUUUUCUAUUUGAAGAUUAGUAGCUAUGGUUCAGAAGGUGGGAGGUCGUGAAUAAGUUGAUAUGGUUAGUUAGUAAGCGCGUUGUAUGGGUGAACGAUAUUUUGUCAUGAGAAAUCUGACAGCUCUAGCUAACGUUUGCUAACGUCGUUAUCUAGCUAACUAGCUAGUAGGCGCUAGUCAUUUUCUAGCAAGUUCUUACUAGCUACAGCUAUAAUGUAGCUACUGUGCAACCAAGUUAUCUAAGCAAACAAGUUAAUAUCACUGAAGUCACUAGAAGAUUUACCUGUGAACACCCCCCACUGUGUGCUCGCUCCAUGGCUGGCCUGGGCCGCGGCCGAGGUCGUGGCAAGGGGUACAUGAGCUUCAGUAUCGAGGCAGUUGGUAUUGGGAAAGGGGAGAACCUGCCCCCUUCAAUUCUCCAGCCUACACCUCUGUUCCCUCCCAUGGAACACAAGCCUGUCCCCUUGGUGAUGGGAGAGGAAGCAGAGUACAUGUUGGCACUGAAGCAGGAGUUCAGGGGAGCCAUGAAGAUCCUACCAUUUUAUGUCCGUCCAGCCGUCUCCAAGAAAGAUGUGGAGCGGUAUUCUGAUAAAUACCAGAACAGUGAGCCGUUAGACAACACCAUUGAGUGGAAUCCAGACUGGAAAAGGCUACCCAAAGAGCUUCGAAUCCGUGUCAAGAAGCCCCUAAAAGAGAACACCUCUCUUAGUGUGGAGACACCAGUGGACCCCAAACCCAGCAAAAAGACCCGGGUGGACAAAGAGGAGAUCAUCCAUAAACUAGAGACAUUGGAGAAGAAAGAGGAGGAAGUGACCUCAGAUGAAGAGGAAGGGGAGAAGAAGAAGCAGGCAGAAGAGCAGCAAGAUGGGGAGGAGGAGUAUGAUGAAGAGGAGUUUGAAGAGGAGACAGACUAUAUCAUGUCGUACUUUGACAAUGGAGAGGAGUUCGGAGGGGACAGUGAUGACAACAUGGAUGAGGCCAUUUACUGAUACUUUGAAAAACAACAAUGACAGAGCAUUGAGUAUGCCUAGGACCCAAGAGUCCUGGGAAAAUAUAUGUGAUACUCCAGAACUGAGAGACACUCCAAAGCUGAGAGAAUGUGCUGUUUUUCUUAGGUCCAUUUUCUUGUAUACAUGACCUGAAAUGAUCUUAACUCGACACAUGAAUCUUCAAAAUAACCCAGGAUCCAGUCAGUUCCUGACUUAACAAGAAUCUCAACAGAAGAAGCAGGUUGCACAGUUCAAACCUGCAAUAGUUUUAAAUGGCUCUUAAGUGUGGUGGUGUUAUGGAGAGAGAAGUAUGUCCUUCUUAAGCCAACAUUUUUCUCCUAACACCAACCUUUCCCCAUCAUAGAGUCUGCACAAGUAUACUUUCUUAGAGGGUUUUUAUCCAUUUAUAGAAAUGCUAAAGAACUUUGAAGAUAUAAAAUGAAGGUUUAAGACACCCAUUUUAAUGUUAUGUUGUUGUUUUAUGUAGUUUGUAUGUACCGGUAGUUUUAAAAAGUUAUGUUUUGUAAAACUUUUAUAUCCAUGUUAUAUCCCAAUCUUCUCUGCUAAGUUUGUUAUGAAAGAAGAUUUUACUUAACUCGAAAUUCUGAAACAAUAAAUGGCAGCUAAUUUGUAAACCAGGCAGUUUUAUUUUCUAUGCUACACAAACCGUUUUGGUACUAGAAGCUGUACUAGAUCACCAGAUGCUGCAUGAUAAUGCUUAUUUUACAACAAUAGGUGGCGUAGUGCUGAAGGUUGAAGCAGCACUCACAAAGUUAUCAGCAAAAUGCCAUGCUCAGUCAAUACACAUGUUUACAUAACAACUGAUCUUUUCUGACCUUGAUUUUAUAUUUUCUGACCGCUAUUUGCUGACCAGUAAUCAAAGCUGACAUAUGAUAAUCAAAGCUUGUAUAAGGACAGUGAGCACAUUCUCUGUCCUGAGUUUCUAUGUAUAUACUUAUAGUACACAAAAUAUAUACAGUACAUUCCCCCACCCUG
Molecule: messenger RNA, 2077 nt
Organism: Coregonus clupeaformis (lake whitefish)
Lineage: Eukaryota; Metazoa; Chordata; Actinopteri; Salmoniformes; Salmonidae
Product: DNA-directed RNA polymerase III subunit RPC7-like
Exons: 8
Coding region: 407-1081 (224 amino acids)
Biological process (GO): transcription by RNA polymerase III
Cellular component (GO): RNA polymerase III complex
Source: RefSeq, a predicted model, not a curated record